Molecule: messenger RNA, 1087 nt
Organism: Paralichthys olivaceus (Japanese flounder)
Lineage: Eukaryota; Metazoa; Chordata; Actinopteri; Pleuronectiformes; Paralichthyidae
Gene: polr2c
Product: RNA polymerase II subunit C
Biological process (GO): DNA-templated transcription
Cellular component (GO): RNA polymerase II, core complex
Molecular function (GO): protein dimerization activity
Source: RefSeq, a predicted model, not a curated record
CGGAAGUCGUGAAACUAGUGAAUGAGAUUCAACCACAGACUGUUUAUGAGCUCCGCGUCAGUUUUCCACUUGUGCGACUGUAACGAUGCCGUAUGCGAACCAACCGACGGUGAAAAUCACAGACCUCUCAGACGAAAAUGUCAAGUUCGUCAUUGAGAACACCGACUUAGCGGUUGCAAAUUCCCUCCGCCGUGUCUUCAUGUCUGAGGUCCCCACUAUAGCAAUAGAUUGGAUCCAGAUCGAUGCCAAUUCCUCGGUACUGCACGAUGAGUUCAUAGCACACAGAGUUGGUCUCAUACCUCUCACAAGUGAUGACAUUGUGGACAAAAUGCAGUAUUCUAGGGACUGUACCUGUGAUGAUUUCUGUCCAGAGUGUUCUGUUGAGUUGACACUGGACGUUCGAUGCACCGACGAUCAGACGCGCCAUGUCACCUCACGUGACCUUUUGUCCAACAACCCCAGAGUUAUCCCGGUGACUUCCAGGAGUCGAGACAAUGAUCCCAACGACUACGUGGAACAAUAUGACAUCUUACUGGUGAAGCUCCGUAAAGGUCAGGAACUGCGACUCAGGGCAUACGCAAAGAAAGGCUUCGGUAAGGAGCACGCCAAGUGGAACCCAACAGCAGGGGUGUCCUUCGAGUAUGACCCAGACAACGCACUACGGCACACGGUCUACCCACGACCUGAGGAGUGGCCAAAGAGUGAAUACUCAGAGAUUGAGGAGGAUGAGGUUCAGGCUCCCUAUGACCCCAACGGAAAACCAGAAAGAUUCUUUUACAACGUGGAGUCAUGCGGCUCUCUGCGGCCAGAGACCAUCGUCAUGUCAGCACUGGCCGUCCUCAAGAAGAAGCUGAGUGACCUGCAGACGCAGCUAAGCCAUGAGAUCCAGAGUGACGUUCUCACCAUCAACUGAAGGCGUCUCACUAACAGUCCCGUUAACGUGUCAGUGGAAUUUAUGGAUUCUCCACGGCCCUGCUGGGAUUCUAUCAUUAGUUUUUUGUUAGUCUCAGAACGAUCCAACCACAUUUUUGUUGCUUUAAAUGAAUCAGUGGAUUAUUAUGUCAAAUAAAUCUGUUUUUGAAUAACA